Salvelinus namaycush (lake trout) is the source of this 3261-nucleotide messenger RNA. Its product is annotated as voltage-dependent calcium channel subunit alpha-2/delta-3-like. The record is from RefSeq and is a predicted model, not a curated record. Gene Ontology annotation, cellular component: voltage-gated calcium channel complex. The coding region runs from base 1 to 3261 and encodes 1086 amino acids. Gene Ontology annotation, molecular function: voltage-gated calcium channel activity. The transcript is spliced from 37 exons. NCBI's taxonomy places the organism in Eukaryota, Metazoa, Chordata, Actinopteri, Salmoniformes, Salmonidae.
AUGCUGUGGAAUUGGAAGAUCCUCGUUUCGCACGUGUGCUGCGCCAGCUUCCUUCUGUUCUGGAUUAUACUGGGCACGGCAGUGGUGGACGUGAUAGGGUCCCAGCAAGGGAUUCCUCUCUCAGUGGUGAAGUUAUGGGCCUCAGCGUUUGGUGGAGAAAUUAAAUCAAUUUCUGCAAAAUACUCUGGAUCCCAGCUGCUGCAGAAGAAAUAUAAAGAAUUGGAAAAGUCUGUCCGAGUGGAAGAAAUUGAUGGCAUGAAAGUGGUCAAAAAUCUAUCGAAGAAGAUGGAGGACAUGUUCCGGAAGAAAAAGGAGGCAAUUCGGAGGCUGGUGGAGGCAGCAGAAGAGGCACAUCUACAGCACGAGGAAAACCCAGAGCUGCAGUAUGAGUACUUCAACGCGGUGCUGAUCAACGAGGUGGAUGAGGAGGGCAACAACGUGGAGCUGGGAGGAGAGUUUGUCCUCGAACCCAAUGAACACUUCAACAACCUGUCAGUCAACCUCAGCCUCAGUGUGGUGCAGGUGCCCACCAACAUGUAUAACAAAGAUCCUGCCAUAGUGAAUGGGGUGUAUUGGUCAGAGGCCUUGAAUAAAGUGUUUGUGGAUAACUUUGAAAAAGAUCCGUCCCUGAUAUGGCAGUACUUUGGCAGUGCCAAGGGCUUCUUUAGGCAGUAUCCCGGGGUCAAAUGGCAUCCAGACGAACACGGGGUCAUCGCCUUUGACUGCAGGAACAGGAAAUGGUACAUCCAGGCAGCGACAUCUCCUAAAGACGUGGUGAUUCUAGUAGACGUGAGUGGCAGUAUGAAGGGCCUGAGACUGACCAUCGCCAGACAGACUGUCUCCUCUAUACUGGACACACUGGGAGAUGACGACUUCUUCAACAUCAUCGCUUACAAUCAAGAGAUUCACUAUGUGGAGCCUUGUCUGAAUGGUACACUGGUACGAGCAGACAGAAACAAUAAAGCUCAUUUUAGAGAACAUCUGGACAAGCUGUUUGCCAAAGGGAUUGGUCUGCUGGGUGAUGCUCUUACCGAAGCAUUCACCAUUCUAAAUGAUUUUAACCAGACUGGGCAUGGCAGUGUGUGUAGCCAGGCCAUCAUGCUUGUGACUGACGGGGCCACACAGAUGUACGACGAUGUUUUCGCCAAGUUCAACUGGCCAGACAGAAAGGUGCGCAUAUUCCCUUACCUGAUUGGCCGAGAGUCUGCCUUUGCUGAUAACAUGAAAUGGAUGGCCUGUGCUAAUAAAGGGUAUUUCAGUCAGAUCUCCACACUGGCUGAUGUACAGGAAAAUGUGAUGAGGUAUCUUCAUGUUAUGAGUCGUCCUAAAGUCAUCGAUCAUGAACAUGACACGGUCUGGACAGAGGCCUACAUGGACAGCACUGGGAGUAUCAUAUCCAGAAACAAGAAGGGCCCCAGCCUGAUGACCACUGUGGCCAUGCCUGUGUUCAGCACCAAGAACGAAACGAAGAACCAGGGUAUUCUCCUAGGGGUAGUGGGCACAGACAUUCCCCUACAGGAACUCAUGAAGAUCAUCCCUAAACACCUGCUGGGUAUCCACGGUUACGCGUUUGCCAUCACUAACAACGGCUACAUCCUGACCCAUCCAGACCUGAGGCCACUGUACCAGAAGGGCCAGAAGAGGAGGAAACCCAACUAUAGCAGUGUGGACCUGUCUGAGGUGGAGUGGGAGGACAAGGAUGACUUUCUGCGUAAUGCCAUGGUCAACAGGAAGACUGGGACUUUCUCCAUGGAAGUGAAGAAGACAGUGGACAAAGGGAAACGUCUCCUGAAGAUGCACAAUGACUACUACUACACUGAAGUCAAGGGAACUCCCUUCAGUGUCGGUGUGGCUUUGUCCAGAGGCCAUGGCAAAUUCUUCUUCAGAGGAAACGUCUCCGUAGAAGCAGGGCUUCAUGACCUGGAACAGCCAGAUGUUGCGCUGGCAGACGAAUGGACGUACUGCAACACAGACGAGCACUAUGAGCACCGUUCUCUCUCCCAGAUCCAGGCUAUUAAACUCUACCUGACCGGACGCAAACCACUCAUCAAAUGUGACAGGGAGCUGAUCCAGGAGGUUCUGUUUGAUGCUGUGGUCACAGCCCCACUGGAGGCCUAUUGGACAGGCCUGGCCCUCAACAAGUCAGAAAAUUCAGAUAAAGGUGUGGAGAUUGCUUACCUGGGCACACGCACUGGCCUCUCUAGAACCAACCUGUUUGUUGUCCAAGAGGAUCUAUCCAAUCAAGACUUCCUGACAGCGGAGGAUAAGGAGGGGGUGUUUAACGCUGACCACUUCCCCCUGUGGUAUAAAAGAGCAGCAGAGCAGGUCCCUGGCACAUUUGUCUACUCCAUCCCCUUUGGAGGAAAUGAGAAUAAGAGUGUGGUUUUGGCCAGCACCGCCAUACAGCUGCUGGAUGACAGGAAGUCACCCAUUGUUGCAUCCGUUGGGAUUCAAAUGAACUUGGAUUUCUUUCAGAGGAAGUUCUGGACCGCUAGCAGACAGUGUGCUGCUCUGGAUGGGAAGUGCAGCAUCAGCUGUGAUAAUGAGGACAUCAAGUGUUACCUCAUAGACAACAACGGCUUCAUUCUGGUCACAGAAGACUACUCUCAGACGGGGGAGUUCUUUGGCGAGGUGGAGGCUGCUGUUAUGACCAAGCUGCUCCUCAUUGGCUCCUUCAAGAGGAUCAAUCUGUAUGACUACCAGGCUCUCUGUAGAGAGUAUGCUGGCAGCAGUGACAGUGGACACUGUUUAUCACAUCCCUUCUCCAUUGUGAAAUGGCUCCUGACUGAACUAGUAAUUUUCCUCCUGGAAUUCAACCUGUACAGCUGGUGGCAUGUUGACCUCUCUGUCAAAGCCCAAAACUCGAGGGGAAAGACCAUGUUGGUGCCAUGUGAUACUGAGUACCCUGCCUUUGUCUCUGAGCGUACCAUCAAAGAGACCACGGGCAACAUUGACUGUGAGGGCUGUGUCAGAUCUUUUGUUAUUCAGCAGAUUCCCAGCAGUAACCUCUUCAUGGUUGUCGUGGACAACAAGUGUGACUGUAGCUCCACCCUUCCAGUUUCCAUGGACCCCAUUGAGAUUAUGUACAACGAAUCUCUGAAAUGUGAUAGGCUGAAGUUUCAGAAGGACAGGAAGCGACCAGAAUCAUGUCAUCCUUUCCACCCUGAGGAGAAUGCCAUGGAGUGUGGAGGAGCAGCAGGCCUGUCUGCCCCCCUCACAGCAGCACUGCUCCCCCUGCUGGCCACUCUCUUCACCAGAUGA